Pteronotus mesoamericanus is the source of this 1108-nucleotide messenger RNA. It is a transcript of the gene TREX1, whose product is annotated as three prime repair exonuclease 1. The coding region runs from base 139 to 1083 and encodes 314 amino acids. Gene Ontology annotation, cellular component: cytoplasm. NCBI's taxonomy places the organism in Eukaryota, Metazoa, Chordata, Mammalia, Chiroptera, Mormoopidae. Gene Ontology annotation, biological process: DNA catabolic process. The transcript is spliced from 2 exons. Gene Ontology annotation, molecular function: 3'-5'-DNA exonuclease activity; nucleic acid binding. The record is from RefSeq and is a predicted model, not a curated record.
AGCUCUCACCAGCUUGGUAGGCGGGCUCAGGCUAAGUUUCACUUCCCACCUCUGGGGCCAGCAGCAAGAUCCAGCUGGUGUGCCCGGCCCAAGUCAUUGCUGCCUGCCUGCUACUUGGCUCGGUGGCAGGUACCCACCAUGUGCUCGCAGGCCCUGCUCCCAGGGCCCGUGCAGACCCUCAUCUUCCUGGACCUGGAGGCCACCGGACUGCCCUUCUCCCAGCCCAAGAUCACGGAGCUGUGCCUGCUGGCCGUCCACAGGUGUGCCCUGGAGAGCCCUCCGGCCCCUCGGGGGCCUGCCUCCAUGGCGCCCCCACCGCCCCGCGUGGUGGACAAGCUGUCCCUGUGUGUGGCCCCGGGAAAGGCCUGUAGCCCCGCAGCCAGCGAGAUCACUGGCCUGAGCACAGUGGCGCUGGCAGCGCACGGGCGUCAGCGUUUCGACACCAACCUGGUCGACCUGCUCCUGGCCUUCCUGCGGCGCCAGCCACAGCCCUGGUGCCUGGUGGCGCACAACGGCGACCGCUACGACUUCCCCCUGCUGCAGGCGGAGUUGGCUUUGCUGGGCCUGGCCAGCGCUCUGGACGGUGCCUUCUGUGUGGACAGCAUCGCUGCCCUGAAGGCCCUGGAGCAGGCCUGCGGCCCCCCCCAGCAAGGCCCGUGGAAGAGCUACAGCCUGGGCAGCAUCUACACGCGCCUGUACGGGCAGGCCCCGCCGGACUCGCACACGGCCGAGGGGGACGUCCUGGCGCUGCUCAGCGUCUGCCAGUGGAGGCCGAGGGCCCUGCUGCAGUGGGUGGACGCUCACGCCAGGCCCUUCGGCACCAUCAAGCCAAUGUACGGGGUCACAGCCUCUACCGGAACCAACUCAGGGUCAUCGGCUGCCACAACCACUGCACUCCUGGCCAGAGCCACGCACACCAGUCCCCACCUUGGGGGCAGCAGGAGGCCCAAGGCGCCUACUCCAGUGAAGGACCCCGAACCCUCACCCGCGGAGGGACUACUGGCGCCACUGGGCCUGCUGGCCUUGGUGACGGUGGCGGUGGCUACGCUGUAUGGGUUGUUCCUGGCCGCACCUGGGCAGUAGGCCGAGACGAGAAGCCUAAUAAAGA